Molecule: messenger RNA, 4174 nt
Organism: Monodelphis domestica (gray short-tailed opossum)
Lineage: Eukaryota; Metazoa; Chordata; Mammalia; Didelphimorphia; Didelphidae
Product: methyl-CpG-binding domain protein 1-like
Biological process (GO): DNA methylation-dependent constitutive heterochromatin formation; negative regulation of transcription by RNA polymerase II
Cellular component (GO): nucleus
Molecular function (GO): methyl-CpG binding; zinc ion binding
Source: RefSeq, a predicted model, not a curated record
UAGGAAGUUGGAGCCUUGUGUGACCCUCUUAUUUCUGGCCUGAUACCUGCAGGCCCUUGUGUGAGUGGGGCCAUGUUGGCUUUCCCCGCACCCAGGUGCUUCUCAGAGCUCAGAUCCUCUCCCUGCUGGAGAAACCUUUGUCCUGGGGACUUGGAGGGGACAACCCCUUGGCUCUGGCCCUGACAGGCUGCCAGACUCCCUGCUGCCGCCAGAGGGCACCCCAGCCCCAGUUGAUGGAGUCCAGCUUGAUUGGGCACCAGGCGUGCCCUCAGCUCUGCACCCCUGGCCUGGACCUCUGCCAGCCUAGAGGCUCAGGAGGUCACAGGGCGUCCGAAACAGACGUGGACAUGGCUGGCUCCCUGUGUGGUCUUUGGGGGGAAAGCCAGUGCCCUGAGACCCCCCUGAACCCUAGGCUAAGAGCUGGAGGAGGCCUCCAUCCACCCUGGGAUGGUUUCAGCAGUCAGGACAUGGAGCCUCGGCACACUCCUCAUUCUCCAUUUUACUUCCUCCAGCCUUCAUUCUCUUCUUCCCAUCAGCCAUGCCCAGGCCCCUCAGUGGCUCCUUGGUGACCCUUGGAGCCCUAACUCCCCUCCCCAGCUCUCUUUCGCUGUAUGCCCCAGGCCUGUGACGUCAUCCCUGUUCUGCUCGGGACUCUCUAGGGUUGGGUGCCGUGGCCUGAGUCCCAUAGCCUGGAGGAGUUGGAGGCAGGACUUGAAUGUGGGCCUCCUACAUGAUUUCCUGUUAGCUCUUGCCUUGAAUGUACUAGACAGUUAUUAAGGAAAUGCUUGUUGGAGUGCAUUGAAUGAAUAACGCUGGCCCAUUGGGGGCGUCUGCAUCUUCUGCUUCUGCAAGGCCUCCCUCCAGCACUCAGAUCAGAUUCUGCUCUUGCUGGGUCUAAACCUCCCAGGAUGGAAACUUCCUCCUUCAGUGCCAGUUAUUUGUUUUACCUUAAACUCGCUGAAAUCCGCCUUCACUUUCUUCAGCCUCCCCUUUCCCUAGCUGAAAAAGAAAAAGAAACCUUCUAAUAAACACGAAGAGUCAAGCAAAACACAUUCCCAUGCAAUCCCAUCCAAAGAAAUGUAUGGCUCAGUGAGUAGCCUUGAGCCAUCCCCUGUCAGGAGGGGGAGACGUGUAUUCCUGCGGCCUCAUGGGGAUCAGUUCUGUCCCUGCAGUGUGGACUGCUCUCCUGGUUCAGCUUCCCUCCCCCUGCAGCGGUUCAGCCAAGUCUUCCUGGAUUCUUCUGGAACCGAGAUAUCCUAUCCCAUCCCUUUUCUCAGCUUGUUCAGCCAUUCCCUAAAUAGUGGGCAUCCCCUGAGUUUCUGAAACUUUGCUACCCCCAAAUUGCCACUGUAAAUAUUUUUGUACAUCUUAGUUCUCUCUAUUCUCUUUGGGGCCUAGUAGCAAUAGCAGAUGGUUUGCACAGUUUACUAGCUUUGGGGGUGUAGUUCCAAAUCUCCAGAAUGGUUGGACCUAUUUGGCGCCAUCAACCACACGUGAGUGUGCCUCCUUUCCUUGCAGCCCCUCCACCAUUUGUUCUCCUUUUCAGUCAUUUCAGCCAUUUUGGUGGGUGGGAGGGUGGACCUCAGAGGCAUUUUAAUAAACAUUUCUUAAGGCCCACCAUAUGCCAGGGACUGUGCUUCAUAUGGGGCACACAAAGAAGGCAUGGACAGCCCUUCCCUCUGUAAAAAGGAAUUCUUUAUUCCAUUUUUAAUUUAACAGGGGAUCUGGGGCCCUCUUACCAUAGAGAUGUGUAGGGAUUAACCAACCCACAGUGACAGGAAGUAGAAACCAUGGAGACAGGAAGGAGGAACCAGAGAGACAGGAAGUGAGGUAGGAGGAGGUGAUAAAAAAGGCCCAGUGUCGGUUGUUCAGCCUGUCAGUUGCUGACAGUUAGGGCUGGCAGUUGCGGAGACCUUGGCUGCUGGGUGCAGGCCUUCAGGAAGCAGCGAGGAGCACGGGAGUGAGCUGGACUCCUGAGGCGUCUCCCCACGAAGGAUCCUCAAAGCCCUGAUUGCCAUGGCCGCCCCAGAUGGCCGCUGAGCCAGGCUCCAGGAGGUCACCUCGGUCCUCCAUGGCUGACACGUGGCUGGAUUGCCCUGUGUUGGGCCCUGGUUGGAAGCGCCGUGAAACCUUCCGGAAGUCGGGGGCUACCUGCGGCCGUUCGGACACUUAUUAUCAGAGCCCCACUGGAGACCUGAUCCGAAGUAAGGUUGAACUGACCCGCUUCUUGGGCCCUGACUGUGACCUCAGCUGUUUUGAUUUCAAACAGGGGGUUCUGCAGUAUUUCCCUACUAGGGCAUCUUCUCAAAAGAAGAGGCGAGGAGCCUGGCUAGAGAAGGCCUCCCUCAAAGAGAAACCUCCUGAGGAACCCUUGCCUGCCCCUGCUGCUGCCAAGGCCUCCAAGUCACCACAUGCCCCCCCGGACCCUCUGACCAAAUGGUGUGAAAACUGUGGAGCCCGUAUCUCAGGGGCUGGUGCCAGGAGUCAGCGGCUCCACUCUCUGUGCAAGAGCUGCCGGGCCCAGAAAAAUGCUCUAGGCCGGGAACAGAGAGCGUCGGAGCCAGGGGGCUGCGGUGACUGCAAGGCCUGCCAGGUGACUGAGGACUGUGGUGUCUGCUUGGCCUGCGUUGGGCGGAUGUCUCAGCCCAACACUUCCUGGCCCCCGCCGAACCGGUGCACCCAGCGCCUCUGCCUCAGGAGCAUCGAUGAGAGCUCGGCCUGUGGGGUUUGUUCUAACUGUCAGACCAAGGAAGACUGUGGGGCCUGCUGGUUUUGUGAGCUCAAAGGGAAGCCGGGCUUCCAAAGGCAGUGGACAUGCCUUCAGCGGUGGUGCCUCAAGAAGCAGAGAAGGAGGACACCGAGAGGGGCAGCUGCUGCUGCCAAGCCCCCAGGCAAGAGUCCCCAAGGCCAGGCCCUGCCGCCCCAGCCCCUAGCUCAAGCCGUCAGCUCCUCAGGUGCUGCCAGGGAGUACAAGCAUCCGGGCCUUGGUGUGUUCAUCUCGUCCCUCCCUGAGAAGCUGGAGGGGGAGAAUAAUGGGGCCCAGGCUCCUGGGGCUGCCUCCCCACCCCCUGCAGCCUUCCUUCCCAGCUUCUCUGGAGAGGGAGCUAAGAGGGUCUGGCCCCAGCAUUCUCUGAAACAAGAGGAAAACCCUGUUAGAGGGGAGGAGGAGAGAGCAGCAAAGGCCUCCGCUCCAGCGGUCCUGGACAAGCAUAGCCAGAGCAGAGCCACCCCAAUAGCAGCAGGGCCCAGGGGAGGUCUAGACAGUGUCCUCCAGGAGUUUCUAGCAGAACUGAAGGCGCUGCCCCUCCCUGCCCGCUGGGAAGUCCUGCCGCCAAGGGGGCCAGACUUACGUAUCUUCCAGCCAUCCCCUUUGUCUACUGUGUCUGCUGCGGUCAUCUACAUCCAGCCAGGCCUCUUCUUCCAUGUGGUGGUACAGGACAUCCCUGUGCCGGCCACCCACCGACUCUAUUCAGCUCACCCAUCGCGCCUCACCUCCGUGGAUGAGGUGGUGGAUCUCAUCUGCAACCUGGAGGCCUACCGCCUGUGCCCCGGCUGGUCUGUUAGCUGUAAUCGGAGCCCGCGUUCUCCAGACUGUGAUGUCCUCGUAUAUGAGGGCCGCUGCCAGGCCUGCUGCGUCAGACAGCCCUGGGUCCCCACAUACUGAGCCGGCCCUGGGGGCCCUCUCCUCCAGCUCUCCCUGCUACACUGGGAAAGAGUCAGUGUACACUGGAAAGGCUGAGGUGAGGACAGAUACCCUCUCCUCUUGCCUCCCUACAGAAGCCAGUAUUUACCCACCUCCCACCCUGGACUGCUUUGAGGAUCCCCACUUGUCUUGCCUGGCCCCCCUCCUCAUGGCUUUCUGAGAGAACUGCCACAGUCUGCAUCCCCACUGUCAGGUCCCCCUCACAUAUAUCCCCUGAACUCAAGGACAUAGGCUGGGCCCAAUAGAGAAGAAAGAGGGGGGGUCUGGAACCUUGGCUCUGUGUUCUGGAAAUGGAGCCAUUGUGAAUCUGGAGUCUGGAACCCCUUGGGAAGGGGAUAUGAAGACCAGAGGGCUGCAUGCACCCCCCCAAAGCAAGAGAAAUCUGUUGGGGUGCUGUACCUUAGUUUUUUUUUUUUGUUUGUUCUGCUAUCUUUUCUUUUUGUAAAUAAACAAUGAUGACAAUAAAAAAAA